Erpetoichthys calabaricus (reedfish) is the source of this 13845-nucleotide messenger RNA. It is a transcript of the gene slc16a13, whose product is annotated as solute carrier family 16 member 13. Gene Ontology annotation, molecular function: monocarboxylic acid transmembrane transporter activity. Bases 849 to 2237 code for a protein of 462 amino acids. The transcript is spliced from 8 exons. Gene Ontology annotation, biological process: transmembrane transport; monocarboxylic acid transport. NCBI's taxonomy places the organism in Eukaryota, Metazoa, Chordata, Cladistia, Polypteriformes, Polypteridae. The record is from RefSeq and is a predicted model, not a curated record.
CGCCGGCGCCACCGUACUUGCGUGAACGACACGCGCAUGCGGCUUGCAUUGAAGACUAGUUGCAAUUUUAGACUCAUUUUUCAUUUCUGAUGUCGAAAUUCACACGAUGUUAUCAAUCUUUUGGUAUUGUAAUGUUCCGGUUUUAUAUAUUGACUUUUUAAAUUAAAAUUGGCGAUGGUUAUUUUUUACAUUUCAAUCUGAUAAUGGUUAAAUAUCGUAUUGCAAACAAGCGCGCGCCCACAACAUGUAGGGUAGACAGGGAUGCGCGUGCUUGCAUAUGUCGGGCGGGCGGAGGCGGCGCUUAUUUCAAUGAGGAUGGAGCUGUGAGCGCAUGUAGACCUGGCUGAGACGAGGGUUAACUGGCAAGCAGGCGCUGGCCAACGAAAGUGAAGCAAUGUGAAUGACUUACUAUUCACGUAAAAAAUAUAUGGCAGCCAUUCUCCUUUAAGGAAUUCCAACGGGUUGCUGGUAUUAUUAUAUAUGUUUUUGUGGACGGCAAAACGGAGAGCGGUGCUGUCAAGAAUGCACGAGUAGCCCACCUGAACACUGGCUUCAUCAGUUUCCCCUGCCCGCCACUCAACCAGCUUUCCAAAUCCAGAACAUGAGCGGAGCGACAAGCAAAAGAAAUCAAGAUGCAGUUUGAUAUGGAUGUACUGGAAAAUGUAAACAUGGCCACUUUAUAUAAUGUGACAUUCUUGAACCUGCUUAAUCCAAUUCAGUAUUACAGGAAGCCAGAGCCUAUCCUGGCAUUUCAUGUAUGGCUCCAGUGAGAUACAAAAUAUUGGGUGAAAAAAGCUGAAAAAAGUAAUUGACAGGUCUGCAAAGCCUGUCUACUAUUCCUAUAAGUGAUGCGCCCCUGGGUUUAUACCAAACCACCAGAUGGAGACUGGGGAUGGAUGGUUGUGCUUUCACUGUUUCUGGUGUCAGCUCUGGUCUUCGGGCUUAUCCGAUCAUUUGGGGUCUUCUUUGUGGAGUUUACAAAGUACUUUGAGCAGCCUGCAAGUUCUGUGUCCUGGAUCACAUCCAUUGGAGUAGCAUUGCAGCAGUUUGCAAGUCCUAUUGCCAGUGCCUUAUGUAACAAAUAUGGAGCAAGGCCAGUGGUGAUGGUCGGUGGAGUGUUGGCAAGUUUAGGACUGAUUGUGGCAUCUUUAGCUGCCACUAACCUUCUGCAUUUAUAUUUAUCCAUUGGCCUUCUGUCAGGUCUGGGUUGGGCUCUGGUUUUUACUCCCACUGUAGCGUCAGUGACUCGCUACUUCGUGAAAAGACGCACACUGGCCACAGGUAUAGGGUUCACUGGGGUUGGAGUUUCUUCCUUUGCCUUCUCACCACUCUUCCAACUGCUAGUAGAGAUGUAUGGCUGGCGGGGUGCCCUCCUUAUCCUUGGGGGUCUAAGCCUAAACCUUGUGGUAUGUGGAGCUCUUCUGAGGCCCUUAGUACUCCUAGAUGACCAAGUUAGAUCUAGCACCCAGAGCCAUUCUCAGAAGUUGUAUUGUCACUCCUGGAUGUCAUGGCAGCGACUAAGUGAACUGUUAGACUUAUCCCUACUUUCCCACAGGUCAUUUAUUACCUAUGUGGCUGCUAUCACAUUCAUCAAUACUGGCUAUUUUGUACCUUAUGUCCAUCUUGUGGCACACGGAAGGCUUACCGGCCUCAGUGAAUAUGAGGCAGCCUUUGUGAUGUCGGCUACAGCUGUAACAGAUUUAUUUGGCCGAGUGGCAUCAGGAUGGUUCUCAGACCUGCACAAAUUCCGUUUGGUGCAUAUUUUGGCAUUCCUGAAUGGUCUUACUGGGAUCUCCCUGCUCCUCAUUCCUCUUGGCACAUCCUUCAUCUCUCUGCUGGCACUUGGUCUUAUAUAUGGUUUCUUCUCUGGAGCAUUGACACCUGUAGUGUUUUCACUUUUGCCUGAAAUUGUGGGACUUGGUCGUAUCUUCAGUGCAUUGGGGCUCUUUCAGAUGAUUGAAAGCAUUGGAGGACUACUUGGUGCACCUCUGUCAGGUUGGCUUCGGGAUAUCACCGGAUCCUUCACUGUCUCCUUCAUGGUUGCGGGAGGACUACAUUUAGUGGGAUCUUUUACACUGUCUUUUCUUCCUCAGUUCUGUUCUUUUUGGAAUCCUAAGAGCCAAAAGCCUGAGCUCCGAGAACUGUCUAAUGGAACCAGGCCUCUAAACGACUCUAGUCAGCUUGAUUUUCCCACGCAAGAGCACUCAACAGUGGAAGCUGAGCAGAGCAGCGCCUAAUUUUUACCAUGUCUUCAGGACUGUAAGAGAAAAUAGCUGUUCUUAUCAUGCUGUUCUUUUGUCCAGUAAAACUGGUAAAGAGGCGACCAAAAAAACAUGUUGCUAUUGUGAGCAGCUGAGUUUACUCAAGACAAAGCAUACUUUUUUAUGGAUCCUUGUGUAAGAAAUCAAGUGUUACUUCUUUAACAUGGUCAGGUGUUUCUGCAGAUAGAGGCAAUGUUUACUCCUCUGGUCUCAUGUAUCCAUUGAAUUUAAUUACCAGAUCUCAGUAGAAACAUUGAUUCAUUGUUUAAUAUGUGCAGUACUGUACUUCUGAUUAAUAUUUCAUUUUAGGUUAGUUAUUUUCAGUUCUGCAUCCUUAUGCCAAACCAGCAUAUUAUAUCAAUUCAGUGUUUUGGGUUUUUUUGCCUUUACCAGAUCAUAUAAUUACUGUGAGAGAGGGUGAAGCAGAUACCCUAAAACUUGCAUAAGUAACUCAAAUAUAUAUGCUGUAUGGAUAGAUGUAUACUGUAGAUACAGGUCAUAUGCCAUUAGAAAAAACAAAAUUUUCCUGAAAUCCUUGCUUUAACAAACUUCUUUUUUGGUCCUGGCCAAUUUCCUACAGAAUUAAUGUAAAAAAAAACACUCAUUACAGCAAAGUCGGUUUUAUCUGCAAAAUUCAUUACAAUUGUGUAAUUUUUCAUAAAAAAUGCAGAAAGCAUGCAUAUUUCUUCUGUACUUGGCCCAGAAAAUUGAGAUUUCAAAGCUCCGCUGAACAGCCAAUGAAAUUGCACGUUUGUGUCAAUAGAUUUGUUCAGUAGUUGUCAUACUCUUGCAGUGGAGAGGUGCUUGAGAAGAGUUACUGCAGACCAGAGGCAUUGUGGGCAUAUGUGGGGGCGGGAUAAACUGUCAAUCAAAAUCAACUUCAGCUGUACUUGUAGAACUCUGGAGGUCUGCCGCAGUUUGACUCUGACGUUUACUUGUAUUUCUGGGUUUCUUGUGGUUUGCUUUGACUUCACUGAGCACACUUAUCAGAUUGAGGAUUUUUUGCUUGCCCUUCAGCAAAUGUGCUGACUGCUAAGCUUCCCUUAUGUUUAUGCUACUCAACCAGUUUUCAGCGUAGUUAAUAAUUUUGCUGAGAUUUUAGCUUAUGAACACCUGCAAACUGUAAUCUUAAAAGCAGAUUUGUGCUUGCAAAUUUCUAUGUUCAAUAAUUCUUAUUUAUGAAUGUGAUCUUUAUUUCCUCAAACUUUUUAUUAUGUUCUUUUUAUGGAAAACUUUGCAUUGUUUGGAGAUGAAAAAAAUAGUGACUCGCAGAAAAACACAGCAGCCAGCGAGAGCUGGUCAAUCCAUUAGAAGACAUCAACCAAGGGGCGCCAUUUGUGAAAGUUAGUUUAUGUGCAUUAUAGACACCAUGGGGCGCCUUGUCAUGUAAUUCAAGCAGUGUAUGCUCUGGACACUGAAGGGGGGACUCCUUUGGACCACCAAGUCUAAUAAUAUUAUCUGUGCGCUAUAGACACCAAGGGGCACCAAUUAUACAAUGAAAGCAAUUUACUGAAAAAUCUGGAACUUCCUGCUUCCAUUGAUGCUAGCAAGACAAAUAUAGACAUUUCCAUCAAGUUCACCAUUCCUCAGUCAAGUUUGUCAGCUGUAUGUGUUAUUAGGAAAUUCCCCUAAUAACUAAUUAUUUUUUUCAGUCUCAUUCUAACAAAAAUGUGACCUGUAUAUAAUUAAUAUUGAGCAUUGUUUUAAAAUGCUUUAGGUAUCUAGUUCAUAUUAUUGUGGUAAAAAACACAUUUUUCCAGAGUGUUUUUUACAGAACACCUCGGUUUACAGCUUACUCAACAGUAAGGCAGUGAAAAGCUUUAAGAUAUCUGUGAGCAUCUGUCAGUGCUACCACUACUACAGUAUGAUCUCUCCUCGGCUCCUUUUGGUUCAUGGAACUUUGGGUCCUAAGUAUUUAAGAAAUGUGCAGUACCAGGCUUCUGCUUAGAUUCAUUUUAUGCCUAGAGUCUUAAGUGUUUGGGAGAUCAUUACUCCACUGAGAAAUUUUUAUUUCACCACGCCCACAUAAAGUAAGUAAAAGUCUACAUUUUAUACUCUUAGGAUUCACUUGUAGUACUAGGGUGUUGUACCGUGUUAGCCAUUAUGAAUGUAGAGAAAAGCCAAGCAAAAUGACACCUUUUAUUGGCUAACUAAAAAGAUUACAAUAUGCAGGAUUCACUUGAAAAUCUCUCUUCUGGACAGCUUCUCUCAUGCAAAAGGAGAAUCACUAAACUAGAUUUUUGAACCUAGAAUGGGAUAUCUUCUGUUAUAAGUUAGACACACUCAAAGUGCCUUUUAAAAGUACAUAUUGUAAAUGUUGUACAAUUUUGUUUUAUUUUUUUUUACCAUUUUUAAAGAAAUGCAUUAGAAAAUGAAUACAUCGUGUAAUUUGCCUUUCUUCUGUUGAGAGUGCUUCUUGCCAUCCUUCCAUAUAGUUGCUGUUUAUGGAGUUGCCAGAAGUCAACAUUUUUUUCGUGUUCAGUCAGUGUUGUCCUCGGAAUUUCUUUUACAGUAAUCAUAAAUCGCUUUCACACUAGCACUGUGACUCCAAUUCACUCUUACUCUCAAAUGGAUAGCUGCUACAUAUACAGUAAGUGCUAUAAAGAAUAUAAGCCGUUUGACAAACAAGAGGAGACAGUCAGACCAUCAAGCUUGUUAGUUUAGGUAAUUGCCUACGGUAUUUGUGCUAAAUAUCUCAUCUAAAUUGUCAAGGUAAAAUUAAAACCAAAAUCUGUAAACUGGCACAUAGAAUCUUGUAUUUUGUUUACAUCAGAGUAGUUUUCCUUUUUCAGUAAAUCGAGCAAUAAUUUGUUGUAGUCAAUAAAAUGAAGGCCUUCUGAAAAUGCAUUCCUAACUCUCUUUGUAGUACUAGGGUGUUGUACCGUGUUAGCCAUUGUGAAUGUAGAGAAAAGCCAAGCAAAAUGACCCCUUUUAUUGGCUAACUAAAAAGAUUACAAUAUGCAAGCUUUCGAGGCAACUCGGGCCCCUCUUGCCCCAUCUUGCCUGAAGAAGGGGCCUGAGUUGCCUUGAAAGCUUGCAUAUUGUAAUCUUUUUAGUUAGCCAAUAAAAGGGGUCAUUUUGCUUGGCUUUUCUCUAACUCUCUUUGGUAACUCAUCUGCCGAAUUCAUGGCUCAUUUACUCAUUAAGCUCGAGUUGACUGCUUUGUUUUCUUCUUGCUACACGUGCUGCUAUCAAUUAGUGAUGAUAGCCAGUAUGCUUUUAUAAAGUGUAGUAUGAAAUAAAGCCCCUUCUAGGACUUCAGCUUGGCUUCUUACCUGGGCUAUAAAGGGAACUGUUGCACUAUGGAUUGUAGUUUAGGGUCUUCAGGUUGAAAGCACCUGUAGGCCUCAUUGUGAACUCCCUCUUAGUUUAUAUAACUGUUGCCUGCUAACUUUGGGGAGACUGAGGCCAUGUCCUAGUGGUGCCACUUGACAAUUUAUUUUUUAUUCAUUCUUUUUUUUUUAAUAUAUAUAUAUAUAUAUAGCUGUCAAAUAAACGAACCACACGCUGUGGCACAACGUUAGGGGCAUCGCCUCUGGCGCUGACGUCCGAGGUUCGAUUCCCGAGAGGGAGUGCAGUGGAGUGUGUACACCUGAUGAGCCCAGAAUGAGGCCGAAACACGUGUCGCGUACUCUUUGCAUUUAUUUGACAGUAAACUAUUUCAAACCAUUCUAUGAUCUGCUCCUCACAAACUGAGGGCACCGUAGCGGAUGUUAGCAGAUUGCUGGCCAACCACAAGCGUUACCUGGUAGGUAACCACCCAUACAAUCAGAUUGUGACACAGACUUCGAAUGCCGUGAUUAUAUAUAUAUAUAUAUAUAUAUAUAUAUAUAUAUCCCAGAGAAUGUUAUAAAACCUGUGUUAUAAAACCUUAAUUUUCACUAUUCUUCUGUCUAUUCCGGUGAGAUUAUACCACCGUGUCUUGCAGGUUUUUGACCGAUGCUAUGGAUGUACUGCAUUCAGUAUGAAUAGCUCAAUUCCUCUUCUUGGAUAAUCAGAAGCUAUUGAAUUGCUGCAGCAGGGCACAAGUGGGUGUGCUGUUUUUACAAAUAGUAGGCAUUAAAACAAUGUGACCUGAACUCCUUUCUCAUUUGGGUCUCGUACAAUUUUUUUUUUUUUUUUUUGAUUCUGAAAUAAUUUGUUUUGAAGUUUCUAUAUAGUAGUUCUGCUUUGACCCUAGAGUGGACCUUGGUGGCUACUUCCACAGCCCCGGUUCUCAGAGGAAUUACUAUCUACAAUACCAAACAAUGGUCUAUGACUUGGAGAAAAUAAGAAAUUUGACAAAUGAGAGGAGAUCAUUCGUUCUAUGAAGCCUGUUCGUUUAGCUAGUAGCUGUGCUGUCCCAAAACUGUCUCGUCUCCAGGACGAGUACCCAGAGCUCUUUAAUGGCAGGCAGCAGCUCUAGCUCUGCACCACUGAGCCAACAAUAUUUUGGUUUGUAGGUGAUGCAGGAUUCAGACCAAGCUGGAAGGAAAAAGGUAGGCCUCCCUGCCUGUAAACCCAGCUUUAGAAUCCUGUUCCCCUCCUCAGAAUGAAGAUCAUUAAGUUCAAUACAAUACACAAACAGGCAUGAUAAACAAAACAAAUGUCAAAGUGCUUCUCCUCUUCUGUUUGACUCAGAUAUUUAUUUAUUGAGUUUAGUGUUUGCAACAUUGAAUGUGAAUUGAACCUUGCCUGUUUUGCUCAUCCCACACACUUCUCUAAACACCUUGCUAGUUUCAAAAUGUCCUGCAAGCUAAAGAGAAGCAUCAGUUUGGAGGGCUGUGGUGCCACGUCAUCACAGUUUGAGGGCAGAGGUGUGUCUGUAUAGGAAGGAACAUCAAAGAGUGGGGUGAUUGCAGAGGGCUAUGUGUACAGUUUUAAAAAUCACAAUAGUUUAACUGUCAAAAAUGUGUUGAAGCUAACAUUAUUUGUGGAGAACAAAGUUUCUGAUGGAAUGGGAGCCAAUGGUGACCAUUGCUGGAUGGCUGCAAACUACAGUACUACGUUACUCGUGACGCAUAAUCCACACAUCAAAUCAUUCUCUUGUAUGCUCACAAAGUGCAAAAUGCUAUAAUAUUAAAUUCAUAACUGAAAAAAUAGACCAGUCCACAAACUGGAAGCCCCUUCACACAGUCAUGCGUUUGAACUGAAGACAAGUCUCUUAACUAAUCAAUGAGGGGAAGAUGCAGGCCUUUAAUUGAAAUGCACAAUCCCAUGAAAACUGUAUUGACAUCACGGCGCUGCAGCCCUUCAAAUUUGUGCUAAUUGAAGCUAAAAGGCGCCUGCCCUUUCUAACUAAACACGUGCCUUGCAGACUUGGGAGACAUUUAAUUAACAGAGGUUCUGCCUCCGACUGGCUGCUUAAUAACAUUCUAGGAAUGAACUACAUUUUACAAAAUAACAAUAUGUGAAAAAACAGAAAAAUGAACACUGGUUCCUGAUGUUUAGCUUUGGAAUACACAGGCAUUUUCUUGGAACGCUUGCAGUGUGAAUUACAGCUCUGAGUUAUUUCAAGCUUUUAAAAUAACAAAAUGUAAAAAAAUAUUGUUGGUCAGGGCAGCAUUUUUAUUUAACAUGUCGCCUGAGCUCUUUUCACCUCACCGCAUGCGCCGGCCUGUACACUCGUGCACAUGUUGCGUAUAUAGAAGUAAUGUUAUGAGAAUAAAGUCGUCUAUUGAAGAAAGAAAGAGAAUGUAUCACAUGAGAUAAUCGAUUAUAUUUUUGUCAUCUAAAAGCCUAUGAGGACAAGUGUUAAUUUAGCAUGGAGAUUUGUGUUGUGUCUUUUCAGUGCUCUUGCCAAUGUAUUUUUUAAGCACUGCUGGUUCUACAUGUUACUAUUUCAGCACUGCAAAAAAUAUGGCCUCCUGGAUGUCAGCAGAUACAAUUUUUCACUGAUAUCUCAGCACUUCUGUGUCAACGUAGACAGUGUGACCAGUAGAAGGCAUUGCAGCACCCAAAUCCCAAACAUAACUACACUGCACAAGUCCUGGGUUCAAAUAAAACCGGAUCAUUAACAAAAAUACCUUACAGUAAGGUUCUUGUAAAUUGGUUCUUUCCCAAUACGGUCUUCUCCCAUCUCUCUCUCUCUCUGAUUCCUCCACUCCUCCCAGGUGAGUGUUGUCCAACUCCUCUCCUGGAUGAGGUCUAGCAGCUUCUUUUAUCUUAGACCCAAGAAUACUUGCAGUGCUAGGGCAUGGCCCAGUGGAAGCUCUUAUGGGUCAAGUGGAAGUUCCUGAAGCUAGGGGUCACAGACUCUCGCAGCACCCUCUGGCAUCACCUCCAGAACCCAACAAGGCUGCCCCAUAGGACUACAGUUCCCAGUGUGCCUUGUGGGUGUCCAUACAGGUUGUGUCCCUGCAGGGAUGCUGCCACCUAACGUAGUGAGAGAGCUUGUAGUUGUGACUUGUGCCUCCUGGCCAGCUAUUGUUCCUCAAUCCGACUCUGCUGGGACACAAGUACGCCCAACUCCAAACUGGCAUCUUCCUGGCUAAUGUAGGGAACACCCAGGUUUUCUUCCUGAGCUUCCAAUGCCCUGGCCGUCCAACCCUUUAAGGAUCCUUGUGUCGUCCUUUAUAACAGGAUGAAGAAGAGAAUUAUUUCUGUAUGCCCCAAACUGUAAAAUGUGAAACCUAAUUAGCAAGAAGUUUAGUUACAAAGAGACUGUAAGUAAGGUUAAAUUGAAAGAGUCAAUGGAGUUUCCAUAUAUUAAAGCCAAAGAUGAGUAACAAGAAAUGUAAUAAAACUGUGGUGCAAUUAGAAGGCAAAGUUAAUCUUUUUUGAUUACUGUUGUGUUUUUACACUUAAACCAACAGUAUAAUAGUAAAAUAAAGACAGACACAAAUACAGCAAUUACCAAACUUCCACCAUUUUAAGUUCCGGCUGUAACGUGCACCUUAAUACCAGGGUGCAGGCACAUCACACAUUCAAUGCAAUUAUUUGAAGCAUUAAAUAGAACUUAUAUUUAGUAUUAAAUUCUUACAUAUACAUAACAUUUCCUCCCACCCAGUUUGGAUGUCUAACAGUAUUUUUUUUUUUUUUUUUUAUAUAUCAUAUCUACAAAACACUUGGCAUAGAUACCAAACAUGAAUAUAAAGACAGCUAAAGCAUACUAUAUAAAAGUGUACCAUUUAUUACGGUGUACUGAAACAUUUAUAUAUGGCGAAAUGCAGCUUACCAAAGCUAACAGACUCUUAAGUACUUUGUACAUUAAUAUCGACUACAAGUUCAACCUUUCAGGAGGUUUACGAAUCCUCUCAGGAUAGCGUCUUUCUUGUGUAGGUGGAGCAGACAUUUGAGAUGAGGUUGAUUCAGCAGAUUCUUGAGGCUGAGAUUCACCAGCAGCAAGGGAUGAAUCAGGUGUCAAGAAGGUAAACUCAUUUGAGUUCUGAGGAAUGAUCAGCUCCUCAGCCUCGUCUUGUGAUGUGUCUUCCUGAGCUUGUGCAUCUAGAAGCUGGUCGAUAUGUCUGCGCCAGACUGUAUCAUGCCCCACCUGCACUGUGUAUGUCAGUGGACCAGUCUUUGACACAAUCUUACCAGGUUGCCAUUUCUGAUUUGAGUGUUGGUAGUCUCUAGCAAGCACUUUAUAUCCAACCUCAAAUAUUCUAAGCUUGCGUUGUUUUUGGUCUUGGAAGCACUGCUUCUUCUGCACAUGUAUACGCAAAUCAGGUUUUAGCAGAUCUAAGCGUGAUCUCAAGCUUCUUCCCAGGAAAAGCAUUGCUGGAGUCUGACCUGUGGUUGAGUGAGCUGUGUUUCGAUAGGCUAGAAGGAAGCUUGCAAUUUUCGUAUGUAGCGACUCUUUUUCCUUUUCCAUGGCUUUCAUAGAUAGUUUGAAGGACUGAAUAAAACGUUCAGCUAGACCAUUUGUUGCAGGAUGGUAAGGAACAGAGGUGAUGUGCUUAAUGCCAUUCUUUUUUACAAAUGCCUGGAACUCAGCAGAUGUAAACUGAGUUCCAUUGUCACUAACUAGUUGUUCUGGAAGUCCUGUACGUGCAAAUAAGGUGUGGAGUAUAUCUACCGUUUUAGAUGAUAUUGCCUUUUUUACUGCAAAAAGUUCAGGCCAUUUUGAAUGUGCAUCAACCACAAUGAGAAACAUUCGAUCAUGGAAAGGUCCUGCAUAGUCAAUGUGAAGUCGUUGCCAGACAGAGCUUGGCCAUUCCCAGGUAUGAAGGGGAGCGUUUUGGGGCUGUUGCCGAGUCUGUUGGCAUCCUAUGCAUGACUUGGCCAGAUUCUCUAUUUGAAGGUCAAUUCCAGGCCACCAUAUGUAGCUUCGGGCUAAGCUUUUCAUCUUUACAACACCUAAAUGACCUUCAUGAAGUGCCUCAAGUAUUUUUGUACGAAGUUUGGGUGGUACAAUCACUCUUGUGCCCCACAUAAUGCAUCCUUGACAAACUGAUAACUGGUCACGUCGAUUUGAGUACUCAGGGAGAUCAGCAUCACUUCUAGAAGGCCAACCUUUUAUUAUCAAGUCAAAUAAUUUGGCCAUAGUGGGAUCUCGACUUGUCUCUUUCUGAAUUUGAGCACUUGUAAUGGGUAAGGGCUCCAGUUGUGUUAGAUGGAAAAUUUCAGCUGGAUCGGAAAGGUUUUCAGUUCCCUUAAACUCACAAGGUAGACGGGAAAGUCCAUCUGCAUUUGCAUGUUGUUUUGUGCCUCUGAAUUCAAUUUGGUAGUCAUGGCCGCCUAAAAACAAAGACCAUCGUUUUAAGCGUGCUGCAGCCAUGGUUGGAACACACUUAUGAGGAUUGAAAAUAGCAACUAAGGGCUGAUGAUCAGUAACUAAUGUGAAAUGUUUACCAUAUAGGUAUUGAUUAAAUUUCUUUACCGCCCACACUAGGCUUAGACCUUCCCUGUCUAUCUGUGCAUAAUUCUUUUCAGCAGGACUUAGAGACCUUGAUGCAAAAGCAAUUGGUCGUUCUGUGCCAUCAAGCAUCUUGUGAGAAAGAACAGCACCAAUGCCAUACGGUGAUGCAUCGCAAGCCAGGCGCAAUGGCAACUUUGGAUUAAAAUGUGUCAGCACUUCAUCAGAUGUAAUCAGCUGUUUGGCAGUAUUAAACAGUAUAAUAGUAAGUUAAUAAAGACAGACACAAAUACAGCAAUUACCAAACUUCCACCAUUUUAUGUAUAAAAACAAGUUCCGGCUGUAACGUGCACCUUAAUACCAGGGUGCAGGCACAUCACACAUUCAAUGCAAUUAUUUGAAACAUUAAAUAGAACUUAUAUUUAGUAUUAAAUUCUUACAUAUACAUAACAUUUACAAACGCAAUGUGGGUUGAAAGGGGGGGGGGGGGGGGGUAGAAAAAUACUAAAAGAGUCACAAAAAUGAACACACUAACUCAGCCAGGCAAGAUGACUCUGGGACUGUGAGAGUAAGCUGGGUAGCCUGGAGCAGGUGAAGGAGUUUUAAUAAUUUUGAUUGCUGCGGUUGCACAUCUCCAAUUGUAAAUGUCCCGUAGGAGGACAGAGGAGUGCUGUGAGACGCUGUGCUGUUUUAAGCACUCUCUGCAGAGCUUUACAGGGUGAACAUGCAGGAGACAAAAUAGCCAGAGGAUUGAACUGGGGUGCCAACAAGUAAGGGUGCAAUGUUACCUGCGGUGCCGCUCAAGUGUGGCGACGGGACCAAGAGAAAAGCUGACCAAUUCUGACAUGUCAGACGAUCAGUUAGAAAUGUUUUUACAGUCACAACUGGGUAAUGAAGAAAAAGCAGUCAACCCUGAAUUGGACCAAGAAAGGGCUAAGUGUGAUGUGUGAGCAGUAUGUUAAAUUAAACAAAUGUGACACGGCAGUAGACAUCAAAUUUGAGUAGAUUAAGAGCAAAUCAAGAUUCAUUUUAUUCAUCACAUACACUAUUAUACGUGUAGAAUGUGCAGUGAAAUGUAAGCCUGUGCAUCAGUGAAAUAUUAUAAGGAACAGAUACAGAUAUACCGCGGUGGGUUGGCACCCUGCCCGGGACUGAUUCCUGCCUUGUGCCCUGUGUUGGCUGGGAUUGGCUCCAGCAGACCCCCGUGACCCUGUGUUCGGAUUCAGCAGGUUGGAAAAUGGAUGGAUGGAUGGAUAUAUAAAUAGAGAAUAUGAUAGGGGUAUAAAAAAGUUACUUUGACAGAUAAGUGCCACAUCCUGAUGAAGAAGUCUGAUGGCCUGAGGUUCCAAACUCCUUUUAAGUCUCUCAGUUUUGGCCGUAAGACUGCAGACACGUCUGCUUGAUUUCAGUAGGCUGAACGAGGCCAUUCAUGGGGUGUGUGGGAUCUUUAAUAACUUUGUUUGCUCAGGUUCUACAUCUCCUAUUAUGAAUGUCCUGUAGGGGGGCAGAGCAUAACUGGUGAGACGCUUUGCUGUUUUAAUCGCUCUCUGCAGGACUUUAUGGUCUUGGGCUGAGCUGCUGCCAUACCAGGAUGUGAUUCUCUGUGAAGCUUUCUGUAGCCCAUGUAUUGAAAGUAUCACUGGGGACACCCUAAAGUUCCUCAGCUACCUCAACCGCAGUCUUGCCUUUGUGAUCAGUGCUUAUGCAUGCAAAGUCCAGUUCAAGUCCUCCGAGAUAGUAACUCCAAAGUAUUUGAAGGUGUUUAUCCUCUCCAUUGGGAUCCCACUGAUGGUUAGCGGGGUGUAGGACUGCUGCCACUUCCUGCUGAAGUCCACAGCCAGCUCCUUGGUUUUACUGACAUUUAGCUGGAGGCUAUUUGCUUGACACCAUGAAGCCAGGUCCUCUAUUUCCUAUCAUACCCACCUUUCAUGUUGUACAAAUGAGGCAGUGGGAACAGUGAUGAGAAACGGGUGGGUUCAGGACCUCAGGCGUUGGGGUCAGAGCUUAAGUACAACUCAGCUUUAAGACAGACGGAGGGCUUUUAAGUAAUGAGCAGAAGUUGGGACACCUGUGCAAAUUGUUCAACUUGCAAGGCUUACUGUAAUUUACUUGAAUUGCUGUAGAACAUCUGUAGGUUGUCACCAAUAUUUGUUCCCUGAAGAAGGCCCAUUUUGUAAUAUUCUCAAAUAUACAUUUCUCGGUUUUUUCCUACCUUUAAAUUGAAACCUCUGGCAGUUUACUGCUUACCUUUUUAUCAUUUUAGGUUAUUCACUGCAUUUUGUCCGAUUAAAUUUGUAAGAAAAAUCGAGAUGUUCAAAAACUUUUGACUGGUAGUGUAAAAGGCCGAUUCACUUUAAACAGAAGUAACCAAGUUUAAAAACGUGUUUUUUUUUUUCUACAUUUUAAUCUUUAACCGUGGGAGGAGAAAAAAAACGUAACGAGUCGCCACGAUGCCAAGCAGGGUGAGGGCCAGACGGUUACCCGUAUACCUCGGGUACACAGGACAGUGCAGUGGUGAACGCCUGGUGUGGUUCUGAACGAGGGCUGCGGCCUACAGUUGUGGUAGUCGUGUUGGUGGACGAGCUCUCCAGAAGGACUGAGCUACUAAAACGUCAUGUUGUCGGGAUUUGUCUUUUCUUGCAUUAGUGUGGUUAGCAAUUAUUGGAAAAUGUUGCAAGGAAAGUCUUAUUGGGCCUAAAAGAAAGUGCUGUGUUCGUCUCAGGGAAUUGUAAGCAAUGUUUAUUUUUAAACCAUUUGUAUUACUAAAAUGUAUUUAAAAUAAACAAAUAAAUGAUAAAUCAAACCAAA